AUGAACGUUAUCCCGGCACUAGCGAAGGAGGUUGUCAGACGGUUAAUGAAGCGCACCGAUGAGGCCGCUGCGCAGAGGGUCACGGAGGAUCUUGCAGCCUUUGUGGUGCGGCUCUCACUCUUUGAUUCGCCACACAUUGAUGAGAAGGGCAACGUUGCGGAGACACCGGAAGGGAUUGAGGCGAUGGCAGAAGAAAUUUCAAAGUAUUUUGUCAAGUGCUCGCCGCAUGUGUUGGCGACUCUGUCUCUGCAGUGCCAAACGGCCGGGCUACGCGGUAGCUUCACGAAUAAACGCCGCAAUGAACAAGUGAAGCAGGAGGCAAUCACAUUACGUCUGCUGGGCUCACUCUGUGAGAACUCAACAAGUCAGCCGGAGGAAAUGCUUAGCGAGAUUGCCUUUUUUAUCCUUCAUCGCCACCGCCAGCUGAAUGCUGCCCAAGGGAACGCGGAGUCGCGGAAGGAAACUGUGGCAGUUCUUAACGCAGUCCUGCCGCGGUCACAAGUGCGUUCUUUUGCAAACCAACCGGCGGAGGAAAAGAGGCGGCAGUUGGAGGAACUGCACCGCAUCGUAUGGGGGAUCCGUCUGUACAACAAGGCGGAGGGACGAACCGCGGGUGCCGGCCUCCUGUCGCUUCAUGAAACCGCAGAACAUCUAAUGACUCAGUUGGAUAGCUGCAUUUCGCAAGAAAUCCAUGCCGCCGCAGCUGUUUGCUCGGAUUAUGUGAAGUUUUUCCACUCCCCAUCGUCACCUCUUGGCAGCCCGGAGAAACAGGCGUUUCGUGAGGAGUACCAUCGUCAACUGCAGUUUCUUCUGAACCUGCGCACAGCGAAAGAGCGGCUGGAUCUGCUCUCGGCUCGAAUCCGCACAAACUUACUCCCCGCGUAUGAAAAAACGCUUGUGGAAGUGAAGGCGGCGCUUGGGGUGGGGGCGAUGCGUUCCGACGGCGUCACACUGCGAAGUAGUGUGCCGAAGCGCGUAGCCUAUCCAAAAUUUAUUGCCCUUGCAGAGGCAUACGAGGAUGUGGAGCAGAGUUUUGAGGGAUUUGAGGAAAUACAGGCCCUCGUGGAUGUUUCCAUUUCUAUUGGAAAAAUAUCAAAGACGUCGUUGCCGCCAACGCUCCUGGAAGAAGCCCUGGCGAAAUCGAAGAGUGAAAAGGCUGCCGAUUGUGCUGCCAUUGCAGCUUACGUUGCCACACGUACCGAAUCAUGCCCUUUAUUUUAUGCAAAGGAUGCUAGCGAGCUGAAGCAACACGCGUCUUUGCGUGCGAUGAACGGAUUAUGUCCUGUGAGUUUCGUUGAAGACGGCAUUUGCGUGGAGGGGCGAACGAGCGAGGAGGACAGUGCGUGCGCUGGCUUUGUUGUUCGUCCGGCACCGGCGGGCAGCCUGGGCGAAUGGUACGCCUUUUGCUCCGAAUACGCAUUGCGGCGUUUUGUAGCGUUACCGUUUUGGUUCAUUGAGGCUGUGAAACGGAUGGUACGGGAGGAUUUUGUGCUUAUCAGCCUGCUCGACUUUCUCGAUCGUCUUCCGCACGAGUUGUAUAUCAAAGGGACACGCAAGUACGAGGCACGCGAGGGUCUUGUCGCAGCGGAGGCGCGCCAAGACGUCUGCACACAAACAGGGCAGAUUGACCCUUACAUGGACCACAAUUACCGCUGGAACGAGUGGGACCUGCGGCGCCAGGCACUGAAGCUUGUGAAUCUCUUUGACAUGCGUACACACUCGACCCAAACGAUUGCGUCUCAUUUUCGCCGUGAUAACACGACGCAAAUCCGGCCUCCUCGGGAUGACGAGACGCAGACCAUGCAGGACGCUGCAGUGCAGCCACCACGCACGGUGCAGUACCUUAAAGGGCUGCGGGGUACCAAAACUUCCGCGAUAGAAACCGUCCAGCGAACCUUUCUGUACUAA
Molecule: messenger RNA, 1908 nt
Organism: Trypanosoma cruzi
Lineage: Eukaryota; Euglenozoa; Kinetoplastea; Trypanosomatida; Trypanosomatidae
Exons: 1
Coding region: 1-1908 (635 amino acids)
Biological process (GO): regulation of cilium beat frequency
Cellular component (GO): axoneme; ciliary basal body
Source: RefSeq, a predicted model, not a curated record